This is a messenger RNA of Solea senegalensis (Senegalese sole), 1758 nucleotides long. RefSeq names its product meteorin like, glial cell differentiation regulator a (gene metrnla). The record is from RefSeq and is a predicted model, not a curated record. NCBI's taxonomy places the organism in Eukaryota, Metazoa, Chordata, Actinopteri, Pleuronectiformes, Soleidae. The coding region runs from base 281 to 1156 and encodes 291 amino acids. Gene Ontology annotation, molecular function: hormone activity. The transcript has 4 exons. Gene Ontology annotation, biological process: energy homeostasis; positive regulation of brown fat cell differentiation.
CUGACACACGCACACACACACUCGGAGUCGGAGCUGAAGUUUUUCCACUCACAUUCACGGACACUGAUGUCAGCGCGGCUCCCCCACGACCGAGUGCGAUCAAUAAGCGAGAAAAACUACCUUAAUCUUGCGGGAACAGAGGCAGGGACUCCGGGUGGAGGAGACAGGCGCGGAAGGAGCGUUCCGGGGUCACAUGGAAACACUAUGUAGCUGGGAACACGGUGGUGGACUUGAUCGCAGUUUCGCUCGAGAGGAGGCAAAGUGAGUGGCAAGAGUCGACAUGCUCACCCCGGCGCCGAUGCUGGUCUCCCUGCUGCCUCUCCUGCUUCUCCUGCUCCGGUGUCGGGUGAUUUCCAGUCAGUACUCCAGCGACCAGUGCAGCUGGAAGGGCAGUGGACUGACUCACGAAGGCCACACAAGGGACGUGGAGCAGGUUUACCUACGUUGCUCCCAGGGCUCCCUGGAGUGGCUCUAUCCCACGGGGGCCAUCAUCGUGAACCUGCGACCCAACACGGUGUCCCCCGCCGCCGCUCGCCUCUCCGUCUGCAUCAAAACUUCCACGGACUCCAGCGGCACCAACAUCUAUUUGGACCGCAACGGAAAGCUGCGGUUGCUGCUGCGAGAGCAGGACCAGGCUCAGGGCAAAGUGCACUGCUUUAGCAUCCGGGAGGGGGCGCUCUUCAUCGAGGCCGUUCCCCGCCUGGACAUCAGCCGGCGGAUCACGGCGUUCCAGUACGAGCUGGUCAGCGACAGGUUGGGAGCGGCGGCGAACUCGCUGGGUGCUCCCUGUCAGCCCUGCAGUGAUGCUGAGAUGCUUCUGGCAGUCUGCACCAAUGACUUUGUGGCACGGGGCAACAUUAGGAAGGUGGAGCAAGAGGAGGAGCACUCGUCCAUCACUGUGGAGAUCAGUCACCUCUACAGACAGAAGACCCAGGUCUUUGCAUCUGGUGGUGUGAGGGUACGCAGCUGGACUGGUCACAUCAAGAUGCCCCUGCACUGUGGGGUGAGGUCUGGUGAGGGCGACUUCCUCUUCACGGGGACAGUGAGGUUCGGUGAGGCCUGGAUGGGCUGUGCCCCACGUUACAAAGACUUCCUGCGGCUGUAUCAUGAGGCGGAGCAACAGGGCACCAACCCCUGUCACAUGGACACUGACUGACUGGACUCCCUGCCCACGUUUGGAAUUAGGACAAGUCCUCACUGGGUGAUGACGAGAGCUGAAUCAAAUGUUCAUGCUGAGGAGAGAAGAGGCUGAUGGACUGACCCUGUGGCAGCGCCUCUCUCCUCUGACUGUCUUGUGACCCUUUGGAGACAAUGAGUGGAGCUCCUGAAUGUUGCCAAGCAGCAUGUUAGCCGGGCUCUGUUCUCAGAGUUCAACGUGACGCAGCGUGGAAUGUGUCUGGACGGCCUUCUUCAUUCGCAGAUGACGGGACACCCCGGGAUUUAAAUGUAGCAGACACCACUUGGGUUUUUAUUUGUAUAAAAUGUGAAUGGACGUUGUAUAUUUUGAAGCUCUGCGUGCUUUGUAAAAAGCUUGAUGUACAGUCCUGAAGUAAUGUCUUAUGACAGAAAUGUAAAAAGUGAAAGCAUCUUAUUUUUAUUUUGUUUAAAAAAGAAAAGAAAGGAAAAAGUGAGCCGCAAUUUAAUGCCUGGAUUUAUGUGCUUUUCAGGCUGCACAAUUGGGAAAAAAAACAAUAAGCAAAAUCUCUCUCUUUUUUUUUUUUUAUUUUGCUUUUGAGAAUAAAAGCUUAUUCUGAUGAA